Molecule: messenger RNA, 3984 nt
Organism: Drosophila navojoa
Lineage: Eukaryota; Metazoa; Arthropoda; Insecta; Diptera; Drosophilidae
Gene: cup
Product: eukaryotic translation initiation factor 4E transporter cup
Biological process (GO): negative regulation of translation
Cellular component (GO): cytoplasm; nucleus
Molecular function (GO): mRNA binding
Source: RefSeq, a predicted model, not a curated record
AAAAUGUCGACAAGUUCAAAGCAAGUGCUCGAGACUGAAGUGAUCAAAGAAGAAAAUGGCGCUGGCGCUUUAGAAUCAAAGCAAUCACCGAAGGAGCAACGAAAAUGUAAGCAAAAAUAUUUCCUUUUGAUGGAUAAUGAAACUACUAGUCGGGAAGAUUUCGAAGAGUCUGAUAUUCAACAAGUGCUAACACCUGUUGAGAAGGCAAAAUUCGCCAUGCCUCCACCGCCACCACCGCCCACUCCUGUUCAAGCGCAGCCACGGUCAACGUCAGCGGCAGCUGCAGCAUCGGCAGCGUCGCCGGACACCGAAGAUGAUGACGAGAAUUCAGAGAAAUGGGAAGAUCCUUGUGCACCACCACCUCCGCCACCGCUUCCAACAAAUGCAAAAGCCAUUUGUCAGCGUUAUGUCAAAUUGACGGCAGUCAAGUUAAAAGACGCACUGGAGGAGGCCAUUACGAAAAUGGAGAGCAACAAGCGGGAGCAGCAGCAACGAGCGAAUUCCGAUUCGGUAAAACACGUUCUGCCUGAAGCUCAAAGGGAUGCUGUAAAAAUGUCUCCCACGUGUGCAGUAAAACGUUCGGUUAACCCGAUUACAGCCAUGAUUGUACAUCCGAAGUGCAACAAGCCGGCCGUCAUCCGUAAACUGGAGAGAAAGAUGAAAGUUGGCAAGUUGAUGGCCAAACAACUGCAAGCUAAGAACUCCAUCAUCUCGAAGGACGCCAUACCUUUGCCGCCAGCAACAGCCCAUGAGGAUGAGGCCACUCAGGGCCUGAUGACAAUGCAGGUGUUGUCGGCACGCGCUUCAACACCUUAUACACAACCAACCAGUCUGUUAUCCUGCGAUUUGCAUUUGAGUCCACCUACAAACCAAGCCAAGACCAUUGGCAAGAAGCAGCUGACCGAACAACAACAGGCUAAUAGCCAAAAGCUACGCAGUUCCUCGACCGCCAACGGCUUAAGCAGUCAGCGACUGUCGAAGCUACGUAACACCCAAUCGACUGGCGUAUUGCCCGCCAACAAAUUGGAUGGAUCUAUGUAUCAUUAUAGCCGUCAGAAUCUGUUGGAGAUUCGUAAUGCUAUGAUCCAUGCGCUGAUACAUCGUUCCAAGGAAUCGCUGACCUUUAGUAUGCCACGCAUUGCCACCUGCGAUGACAUCGAACUCGAGGCACGUCUACGUCGCAUGAACCUGUGGCGCAACGCAGACGGAACAUCCAUUGUGCGCACCUCCAACAGCUUUAAACCACGUGUCAAUCUCCACAAUCCUAAUGAGUGCAUGCCCGCCUUCUAUAAAAACAGGAAUAAGCAACAAUUGAUCACCGAUGAGUCUAUCAUACAGAGCCAGCCACCGCAACCACAGCAAGAAUUUCAGGAUCCGGCUAUUGUUAAUCAGAGACGCAUUGGGAGCGGACGUCUAUCUCAUACGAGAUGGUCUUACAACAACAACCAUAACAAUAAUAACAAUGAUUACAAGUCCAUUCAUUCAUAUAAUAACAAUCAUCAGCCAAAUUCCAUGGGUAAAUCUCACAUGGGUGAUAUGAAAUAUCAGAACAACAACAACAACUCGAGCAACAUGACUGUUCUCAAGUUCUUCGAUAAUGGUGAGAUUAGCAGUACGCAGUUGAAUGGUACACAACUACCGAAUGGCCGCCCGAAUACGCCCAUAAUGGGCAUGUCUAAUAAUAGUCGUUCCGAGAACGAGAGCUUGAAAUCGAAUGAGUCUAUCGAGGAUCUGAAUCGGGCUAAUGAGACUUCUGUCAAGCCAGUUAUGACGGGCUUUUUGUUCGUUUCCAAGUCUAGAUCACGCGAUGCGGACGAGCGCCACUAUCGUCGCUACAGAAAUCAAAAUGAGGAACCGGAGUGGUUCAGCUGCGGUCCUACCUCUAGACUGGAUACCAUUGAGCUGUGUGGCUUCGAUGAGGACGAGGAGAAAUUGUUGAAAGAAGGGGCAAUCGACUCGAAUGGCGACUCCAUAAUGCAAAAGCAUAAAGUCGAGCCUAGUAAGUAUAAAUGGCAGCAUCCUGAUACAAUUGGUCGAAACAGUAGCAGCAGCAGUAGCACUCACAGCAACGUCGGUGGCAAGUCCAUUUCAAAGAGUGACAGUAAUAAUAAUAGCAGUUCGUUGGAGAACAUGAACAAAAUACAUUCGGCUGAGCAUCAUAAAUAUCAGCAUCAGCAACAGCAUCAGCAACAGCAUCAACAUCAACAUCAACAUCAGCCGCAUCAACCGAAGGACGAGAAACGUUACAACAAUCGUUCGGUUCCGUUUGAUAGGCUCAAGCACAAUCAAAAGAGCUUUGAUAACAAUACUUACGCGCGCGCCGACGGCAACUAUCAGCAGCAACAUAAUCAUCAGCAUAAGCAGCAGCAUCAGCAGCAACACCAGCAGCAGGGAUCGAACAACAAUAGCAAUUCCAAAUUUAUGUCCUUCUUUGCACGCGAUCGUCAGGAUAAGAAUGGUUCAUCGUCAUCAUUGAAUGACUUCUUCAGGCAGGCCAUGAGUCAGAGCAGCAGCAGCAACAUCAGCAGUAAUAGCAAUUUGGAACAGCCGAAGAGCUUGGGUUUUGUCAAUCAAAUGCCAUCUGUUGACCAACUGGAGGCCAAAUGGCGUCGCAACUCGCUCGGCAAUAUGGCAGAUAUUCCAGCAGCAACAGCGGCAGCAGCCGCUGCAGCAGUCGCUGCUGCCGUAGCCCAUGUUGGCAACGACAACAACAAUAACAUCAAUAUUAACAAUAACAUCAAGCAGGCUGAUAAUUUCCAAAAGUUAAUUGGCGCUCUGCAUGGCGCCAAGCCGCAAAUAGUGCCGCCUCAGAUGCCAUCACAACAGAGCCAAAUGGGAGCUGAUGCCAUUUCGAAUUUCAUCUUACAACAGCAGCAAUAUCAGCAGCAACAGCAGAAGCAACACGUGCUCAUCCAACAGCAGCAGCAGCAGACCGCCUUCCUGGCCAGCCUGCAGCUUAAGGCCAUACUGGGACGCGCAGAUACGCAGCUGUUGCUACUGCGUCUGACCAAAGGGGAAAUUUCAAAGCAUGGCCUGCUAGUGCAGUUGGCCAAUCCUCGUUUAACCACCAUGGAUCGCGAAGCCAUAACUGCUGUACUGCAAUUUACAAAUACUCAACAGCAGCAACAGCAGCAUCAGCAGCAGCUGGAGAUGCUCUCGAGUACAGUGAUUGCCAGUCAGUUGCAGAAUCUACACAAUUUGGCUAUUGUUCAGCAGACGCUCGCAGCGCGACAGCAGCAGCAGCAGCAGCAGCAGCAGCAGCAACAACAGCAGCAGCAACAGUUACAGCUGCAACAGUCACAGAUGCAGCCGCAGCAACUGUCGCAAGAGGAUCUGCAGGCGCAUGCCAACACCAUAAUGCGCAAUGCGGUCAUGAAGCGUAAAAUGGAGGAGCAAACCUCAAAGUUGCUCAACAUGAAUGUGACGGCAACGGGCAAGCAACAGCAGUUGCAGCAACAACAAUCACGCUCCCAAUUGCCGGCCAUGCUUGGAGCGAGAGUUGGACGCCAGGAUUCAACAUCAAAUGCGCUGCUGAAUGCGCUCAUUGCUGGUAAAAGCCUACCAGCAACAAUUAACGGUAGCUUGGUGUCAUCCCAGCAGCAGCAGCAGCAGCAGCAGCAGCAACAGCAGUUGUCGGCUAACUCACGACGUUUCACAGAAGGCGCAAAUUUCCAAAUUGGGGAAAUGUCCAAGCCGGUUGGACAGUUUCUUUCUUAUCAACAACAACAACAGCAGCAGCAACAACAAUAUGCACAGCAACAAAUUCUUAAUCAACAAAAUACUCAGAGCAACAUCAAUCUUAAUUUAAAUAACAAUUUUAACAAACCUCAAAAUCAACCACAACAGUCUGUAGCAAUGCUGUCAGCUGGCAGCGGCGGAGAUGAGCUUCAUUAAACAAUUUGCCUCAACAACUGUCGGUAUGAUGGCGAUGGCCAUCGGUUCGACGAUGGCCAUUUAUUGCACUCACCGUUUUUUUAUUCAACC